AUGUUCGGUAGUUUUAUAUUCGCGGGCCUAGCCAUCCAGAUUGCAUGGGCAGAAAAAGUAGCAGAGCACGUGCGGGAAGUUCAAUGCGCAGAUAACACUAAUUGUGCAGCAGACGCAUGUAACGUUCUGAUUGGCGAUAAGCUGUACUGUUCUCAAUGUGACGCAGGAUCUGUUCCUAUCAAUGGAAAAUGUGUAGGCAAAGAUGGUGCAACAGAUAAGUGUAAAGAUAGCUCCGGAGGCAAUACAGCCGAUCAGACCUGUGGACAGUGCGCUGGUCAGACUUUCAUGUACAAGGGCGGGUGUUACGAAGCAGCCCAGCAGCCCGGACAGACCAUGUGCACGCAAGCCUCUGAGGGAAAAUGCACACAAGCCGCGCAAGGAUACUUCGUGCCACCGGGCGCAGAUGUCUCUCACCAGUCGGUUAUACCGUGCGGAGACGCGACGGGCAUAACGCUUGGCGAUAAGACAUACACGGGCGUGGCCGGGUGCACUACCUGUGACGGGUCUGCACUGACGAGCCAAGCUAAUGGAGUUGCUAAGUGUACUGCGUGCGGCCCUGAUGCGCAGCAAACCGCGAGGAUUGUUAAGACGGACGGGGGCGCGACGUCGUGUGUGACGGAACAGGAGUGCACCGGCACUGAAGGGUUCUUCGUCGAUACAACGGGCGGUAAAAAAUGCAGCAAGUGCGCUGAGACAUGCAAGACCUGUAAGACUGGGGCUGCGAAGUGCACCUCCUGCAAGGAUGACAAGCCGUACCUAAAGAAGGAUGACGAGUCCACAACUGGCACGUGCGUUGACGCAAACGGCUGCCCGGCAACUCAUUACGUUGAUAAGGAAGCAAAGGAGUGCAACACCUGCGCUUCCGGAGGGACGGUGGACUGCGCCACUUGUGAGAAAGGCCCCACCGGAGUGGUUUGCAAGACGUGCGGGCCUAAUAAGAAGAUCCAGCCAAACAAGAAGGGGUGCGUUGAAAGCUGCCCCUUGAACUCCAACGAGGAAAAGACCUCUGGCGUUUGUGAGUGCGUCGAGGGCUACGUUCCCGACAACGCGGGCACCGGGUGCACGAAGAAAUCCGACCCCCAGUGCAACACCCCCGGCUGCAAGACAUGCAGUGAGCCGAAGACAAGCAAGGAGGUGUGCACAGAGUGCGAGGGCACUAAGGCCCUCACGCCCACGGGCCAGUGCAUCGAUAACUGCGGAGAUCUGGGAGGCUACUACGCGGGCACCAACGAGGGGGGCAAGAAGGCCUGCAAGAAGUGCGAGGUCGAGAACUGCCUCCUGUGCAACGAGAACGGACAGUGUGAUACCUGCAAGGACGGAUAUUACAAGAGCGGAGCCGCCUGUGCCAAGUGCGAUACCUCGUGUAAGACGUGCGCGAACGGGAACUCCAACGGGUGUACGAGCUGCGAGCCUAAGAAGGCCCUCAGCUACGAAGGAGAGGGCAACACGGGGACGUGCAAACCAGGAUGCGAGCCAAAUGCUAACAACUGCGAGAAGUGCGAGCUGACGGUCAAUGGCACGGCCUACUGCUCCAAGUGCAAGGACGCCGGCCAGUUUCCGCAGAACGGAGUCUGCUCGGCGGCGGCCGGAAAGGCCAUUACGUGCACUACUCAAGGAAGUGGUGUUUGCAAUAAAUGCGCCAACGGGCUUCUUCGUAUGAACGGGGGCUGCUAUGAGACGACCAAGUUCCCCGGAAAGAGCGUCUGCUUAGCCGCAGCAGAAGCGAGCGAUGCUUGUCAGACUCCGGCCGACGGGUACAAGCUGGAUAACGGCGCGCUCACCACUUGCUCGGCCGGAUGUAAGACGUGCACCAGCCAGGACCAGUGCGACACGUGCAAGGCUGGAUAUGCUAAGACUGGCGGUAACACUCAGAAGUGUGUUCCCUGCGCCACUGGGUGCUCCGAGUGCAAUGCGAACGAUGCCACCAAGUGCACGGUGUGCGCUGCAGGGUACUACCUGUCCAAAGAAAAGUGCAUAGCAUGCGACAAGAGCGACGGGGGAUCCAUCACCGGCGUCGCCAACUGCGCUAGCUGCGCCCCUCCAUCGGCUGGUAGUGGCUCCGUCCUCUGCUACCUCAUAAAAGAUGGUGACAGUACCGACGGAAGCACGAACAAGAGCGGCCUUUCUACCGGUGCCAUCGCGGGGAUCUCUGUCGCAGUCAUUGUCGUCGUCGGAGGCCUUGUGGGCUUCCUCUGCUGGUGGUUCAUCUGCAGAGGGAAGGCGUAG
This is a messenger RNA of Giardia duodenalis, 2226 nucleotides long. Its product is annotated as VSP. Bases 1 to 2226 code for a protein of 741 amino acids. NCBI's taxonomy places the organism in Eukaryota, Fornicata, Diplomonadida, Hexamitidae. The record is from RefSeq and is a predicted model, not a curated record. The transcript has a single exon.